Molecule: messenger RNA, 14371 nt
Organism: Stegodyphus dumicola
Lineage: Eukaryota; Metazoa; Arthropoda; Arachnida; Araneae; Eresidae
Product: toll-like receptor Tollo pseudogene
Source: RefSeq, a predicted model, not a curated record
CAUCAGCUAGAAGUGCUUGAUCUUGGAUACAAUAAAAUUGAAUCUAUUACCGAAGAGACGAUCUGUCAUUUAAAUUCUCUAAAAAUUCUCAACCUUACACACAAUGAUUUAACUUCCAUCAUACCUGAUUCAAACGGUACCAAUAAGCUUCAAGAAUUCUGUGCUGGUGAUCUUUCGGAAUUAGAAGCUUCUCACAAUAAGAUAGAGUUAAUUACUAGGCUGGACCUUCAGAAAUUCAAGAACCUUCGUAUUCUAAGAUUAGCUCAUAACAAUAUCAUACACGUGGAUGGCGAUAUAUUCACAAAUUAUGAAAAGAUUCAAAUCAUAGAUUUUUCUCAUAACGAAUUACUGAAUAUUCCAUCAAUGCUAUUUCAGGAUUCUCCAGAUAUUCGAGCACUGUAUUUACAGAAUAAUUCCAUAACUAGUUUAGCUCCUGGAUUAUUCAACGGUUUACAACAGCUUGUAGUUUUGAAUCUGACUUCAAACAAAAUUUCCAGUGAAUCCUUGGAACCUAAUACAUUUGUUGAUCUCAUUCGUUUAGUAGUACUUGAUAUAAGCCACAAUAAGCUGCGAUACAUAAACAGUACUUUAUUUCAGUCACAGUAUUCUCUACAAAUACUUUUUCUUUCUUAUAAUGAAAUUUAUAUGAUUGCAGACAAUUCUUUCUCAUCAUUAUUUAACCUGCAUACUCUGGAUCUGAGUCACAAUAGUUUGAAAUACUUAGAUAUGUUUACUUUAAAUGGUUUGUAUGUGAUUAGUAAUCUCCGACUGUCAUUUAAUAGCAUUUAUAGUAUACAUCCAGAUGCUUUCAAAAACUGUAGUAGUUUGCAGGAUCUCACGCUUCAGGGUAAUAAUUUAAGUUAUGUUCCAACAGCUUUACGAUCGCUGCAGUUCCUGAAGACUCUUGACAUCAGUAAUAAUAGUAUGUACGGCUUGAAUAAUUCAUCUUUUCAAGAACUGAAACAACUUCGGCAGCUCAACCUUGCUCUGAAUCAAAUUGGUAACUUGACUAGAGGCAUUUUCAAACACGUGCCUGUUCUGAAAAUUUUAGAUAUGUCUAAGAAUCAAAUUCAAAGGCUAGAACACGGAAUUUUCGAUGAUAUGGAAGGUCUAAACGAAAUUAAUUUAAGUGAAAACCGACUUGCGGAUAUCAAUGGAUUAUUUAUGAAUUUAAAGAGUCUUAUUUCUGUAAAUGUUUCUAAAAACAAAAUUAUUUGGUUCGAUUAUGCUGUAAUACCUGUAGAAUUAGAGCACUUAGAUCUUCAUGAGAAUGAAAUUAAAACCUUAAGUAAUUACUACGAAUUAGAAGCAACGCUUCAGCUUCUCUCAUUAGACGCCUCUUUUAACUUAAUUUCCAGCGUCAAAAGUGAGUCAUUCCCUAACAGUAUAGAAACAUUAAAAAUCAAUAACAACCGUAUAAGCACUAUACAUCCAUUUACCUUCGCAGCUAAAGAUAAUCUUAGCUUUGUUAAUAUGGCGAAUAACAACAUUGAAAGUAUUGACAUAAAUACUCUACGUUUAAAUUCUCGAGCAAUGAAAAUGCCGUUACCCAAGUUUGUCAUUUCGGGUAAUCCUUUCUUUUGUGAUUGUAACAUGGAAUGGCUACAACAUAUGAAUAAAUUAGAUGGAAUGACACAGUAUCCUCAUAUACUUGAUAUGGAAAAAGUUAUGUGCAAACUGCCGUUUAUUCGCCAUGGUACAUUUCUACCAUUAUCUAAAACAAAACCAUCGGAUUUUCUAUGUAAAUACCGAAGUCAUUGUUUUGCCUUAUGCCACUGCUGUGAAUUUGAUGCCUGUGACUGCGAAAUGGUUUGCCCUGAAAAUUGCACUUGUUACUCUGAUCAGACCUGGAAUACAAAUAUUGUUGACUGCAGCUCACAGAACUUCACUUCAAUGCCAUCAGUUAUUCCCAUGGAUGUUACCGAUCUGUUUCUUGAUAGCAAUAAUAUAUUUCAGCUGACUAGUCAUACAUUUAUAGGAAGAAAAAAUAUGAGGGUUAUAUAUUUAAAUAAUAGUAAUAUCCACGUUAUUAACAAUCGAACAUUUAACGGAUUGUUAGCAUUACAAAUUCUUCAUUUAGAAAACAACGAAUUGACCGCAUUGUAUGGCUAUGAAUUUGAAACCUUAGUUCAUUUAGAAGAACUAUAUCUUUCAGAUAACAAAAUAAGACAUAUAGCAAAUACUACUUUUCAGAACUUAAAAUCACUAUCAAAACUGAAGUUAGAUCAUAACCUCAUAUCUGAAUUUCAGGUUUGGAAUUUAAAAUUGAAUGUAAAAUUGAAAAGUGUUUAUUUGGGUCAUAAUCCUUGGACUUGUAAUUGCGAUUAUUUAGAGAUAUAUCACGACUGGCUUCGCAGAGCUUCAUCUGUGGUACAAGAUAUGGACUCAAUUCAGUGCCAUCAUAAUCAGUCUGUUGGACCUUAUCUAAUUGAAUUCAAUAUGUCCUCCUGUUCUAACUACAGCUCGAUAACUUAUUUCCAAGCAGUUUUCCAAACUGAUUACAUGCCUCUCAUUAUAAUCAUACCCAUUCUUCUGCUGGUGCUACUUCUGUCAUUAACACUCGUUUGUGUGUAUCGCAAAGAACUGAGAUUAUGGCUGUAUACUAAAUAUGGCAUUCGACUGUUUGAGAGAAACAGAUUUCCGCCAGAAGCAGAAAAACUGUUUGAUGCUUUUGUAUCUUAUAGUAAGAAAGAUGAGAAUUUCGUUGCCCAGUGUUUGGUUCCAGAACUGGAAUGUGGUGCUCCAUCGUACCGAUUGUGUUUGCGAUAUAGAGACCUCCCUAUGUCGGGGAACGUCGCAGAAGCUAUUACUGAAGCUAUAGAAUGCAGCCACAGAACUAUAAUUGUAUUAUCAGAGCCGUUUCUAAAAAGUGAAUGGUGUCGUUUUGAACUAAAAAGUGCCUAUCGUGAGUCCCAAUAUAACCGCAAGCACAAGUUAGCCGUUGUUGUUAUGGACAAAAUGUCUUUCAAAUUAAUAGACUCAGACGCAAAAAUAUGCUUUCGCAGUGCGCCUAUGAUACGCUGGGGAGAUAAGAGGUUUUGGGAAAAACUCAGGUAUGCUAUCCCUAGUGCACAAGAUCGACAUACAUUAACUCCAAAAAUGAAAUUCCUGCGGCACAGUGUUCCCAGUUCAAAUAAUAUUAAAUUAGUGUGAUGAAUGAUUUCGAAGAUGUUCGUAUACAAUAAAUUGAUUUCUUUUUAUGCAUAAGCUGAUCGGCAUUGAAAGCGCUGCAUUAUGCACAAGGAAUGGAUGUAGUCAGUGAAAAGUCAACGAGAGAGAUAAUCAGGUAAAGCAUAAAUAACUGGCUUGAAAAUUCCGCGAAAAAUCCUUUUAAUAUGUAGUGAAACAGCUUUUUCGCAUUAAUGUAGGUUUUAUCACCAUAAUAACUUGUGAAGAGCUGAAAGUUAUCUUACUGACUGCAAAUGUAAUUUGCUUCUGGCGAAAGAGGCAAAUUACUACAACCUUCCUUGAAAAUGAGUCACUGAAAAAUGUUUUGCAAGUUACUUGCUAUCAAUCCUUAUGUAUUAGAAGACUGAAAGAUGUGAAUACCUAGAACUUCAAAGAAUAGUCCGAAUGGCUUCAGAUGUACUAUACAAAUAACUAAAUUGAAAUUGAAAAUGGUAUACCGAUGGAAGGUGGUAGUAACAACUUUCACCGUUAUUUUAACUGCCUUCUAGAAUGUCUUGCCAUCUCUCUUGUUAUGCGUACUAAAUGUGAUCAUUGUCAUAGAUUAUGGCAUUUCAAAGGAGGACUAACUAUUAGGCCAACUGACAGUGCUCGAGCACCAAAGCUGCAUGUGUUUAAUCCGGCAUCUUUUCGAAGAUGAAUAUGCUGCCAUUAUUAUAUUUUGUAGAAUAUUUGUAGCUUCAGUAAACAAAAUGUAAUGCUAUUUCUAAUCGUUUGGGUUCAGCCAUUAGUCUAGUCCUGCCCCUAAUGCAUGUUGAAGAUUCCGUGUGUCAGUUACUAAGUGUCGAGUGAUCAGUACUAUAGUCGUUAUGAAACCAGAUGCUAGGAAAGAUGUAAGCCGAAAGAGACGUGUUUCUGAUAAUGUCAUCUUUCUUCAGUGGUUGUGAAUCAUAUUGCCUUCUGUGAUUUUGAAUUUUAUUUCCCUUUCAUAGUUUUUAGAUUGUUGAUACGUUUGACGACGUUAUCGGUGAGCCAUUCUCGGAAACUUUUGUUGGCGAUUUCAUUAUGAAGAUUUUAAUUUCCCAGUACACAUUUUGCCAAUUUAUUUCAUAUUGAAAUUUUUAGUGCAUUUUUGUGGAAACUCAAACAUUGAAUCCAAAAUUUAUCCUGCGUCCACAUUCUAAUUUUGAAGCAAAGCUGUCCCUUCUUUUAAGUGGGGCAAUAUCAGCGUCAAAGUUUGUAUAUAUAUGUAGUUUUCUUUUGUUCCUGUACAUUCAGUCUGUCAUUCGGCUGUGUCAUCUCUCGUCUAAAAUUCUUCGAUAAUAACAUUCGGAUAAGUAACAUGAAAUAAAAAAUAUGCUUCCAGUGUUAUCUUAUCUAAUCAACAUGUCAGAAGCCAAUGGUAGCGUGGAAUUCUGAUUUCAUUUAAAUAGGGGCAGCCUACAUAUUUUGUUUUACAUCAUUAUACAUUACUAGCAUCUUUUUUCAGAAAACAAGAUACAUAAAUAACAGCAUAAUUGUUUUCGACCUUUAAUAAAUUUUGAAUUAACAGUUCUCAAUCGAUAGCUAAAAAAUUGUAACUCUAAAUAUCGAUUACCUCUUUUUUGCUUAAUAUAGCUUUAAUUUUUCAACGAGUCAAGCUAAUUCCUUUUAAAUGUUUGUUUCAUACCUGAAAUUCUAUGUCAAGCUCUUUUUUUUAAGCAAACUCUUAAAACAAAAUACGUCAGGUGUAGCUGUGAAAAAAACAUUUUUCUUGUGCUAAUGAUGUAUUCAUAAAAAAUGCGUGUAAACCAGUAUUUUUUUUUUAAUUAGAAGAAAAUGUUUUCAACAAACUGCUGAUUUAUAUUUUAUAUGUUUUCAUCGAUUUAGAUGCGUGUUGAUUAGUUUGGGAUAUAUUGGAGGUUUAUUUUACUUCUCUUUUGUGCACUGAAAUGUUAGUUUGAGGAAAAAAGUUGAUUUUUAACAAUAUAAUGAACAGUUUUUAUUAUAUUUCAUAUGCCUGCCAUGCAUUGUUCUUGAUAUUUCAAAUGUAAAAACAUUAUGAUGGAUCUUGUACGUGUAUUUAGUCAUUGUCGUUUUUCUUCUACGAGACACUUUUUCUAUGUGAAAAGAAAGAAAUGUUUUGCAUCAUAAAUUAUUAUGUAAAUCUGCCAAAAAUACUUCUUAAAAAAGUUUUUAAUAUUGUAUUAAUUAUUCAGCUACCAUCAUUACUUUUGACUAACAGCAUGUUUUCCUAUAGUGUAUUUUCUAAUGUCUUUUUUGUAAUUACUGUACAGAGCAUUCCUUCAAUGAAAUAAUUCAGUUUCAUUUUUAUAUGCUGACUCUCUGAGAGACUUGUAUUUUAAAAGACUGGAAAUACUAUUUUAUUUCGAAUUUCAUACCUAAGUAUACAGUAAAGUGAUCUUUUAUCUAGGUGUAUUCAGAAAUAUAGUGUUUAAAAUUACAUAUUUGUUGUCUUUUUAUGUAUUUAAAAAAACUGUAAAUAUAUUGAAAGGUAAUUUUUGCGGAUUUAAGAUUCAGAUCUGGAAUAUUUAUUCUGACAGUCUAGGCUAGAUUGUAAAAUAUUGUGUGGAUGCACUUAAGCAGAUUGUACAUUUUGUAUAUAUGAAGAAAGCAGUUAAUUGAAAUCCUUAUUAAAAAUAUGCUUUUUAAUUAAAUUUCUGCGUGUCUAUAACGGUGAAAUUCCAUUUAUUCAUAGCAAAUGUCGGCGGAAAUAUUCGUGAAAAGGCUAACUUCCCGGAAAUAUAAAUUAUUAUCCGUGAAUGAAUAUGCAAGGGCAGAUGUUAAAAAAGUGUAAAAUAAUUAUGAAAUCAGUCACGCUUGCGUGAAUCUCAUAUUACGUUUUUAUACUAAGUAUUCUUGUAGAAAUUUGCCAAUCAUGAACAUAUUGGUAUACCUUGUCAAAUUAAUUGUUGUUGUUGUUGUGACGUAUGUCACUGUAAGUAACAUCAGAACAAGCCCAUGACAUUCAUCGUGGCAAAGAGUGCAAGAUUGUUCAUGUUGUUGGCAAUAGCCUUGAGCAGCAUUCAGGAGACAGUACGACUUUGCUCAGUUCCGUCCCCAAUUUUGAUGGAGAGCACUUCGGGGGGGAACGUGUCUAAGGGUCUUCCACCUCUCUUCCCCUACCCCUAACCUUUCGAGAGGACUUUCGGCUCGCCGCAUAUUUAGAGUGCCCCCAUGCCAUACAGACACUAUGCCUAGACACACAGACACUAUACACACAUUUACGGGCAUCUAUGCCUUCUCCCAAAUUCGAACCCGGACCUUUUGUAUAGCAAUCAGCGUCGUUAACCACUAUCCCGACUGGGCAGCAAAUUAAUUCUUAGGUGAUACUAACAAACGAUUAAACAAAAUCCCUGCCUUUCCGAGAUUUCAGUAUUCUUACUUCUCUUGUGUACUGACAUAUUUAGGAGCAUUAUCAUCUCUUACAUGAAUAAGUCACAUAUUACAUGAAUAAUCUUUUUUUACUAAAAUUUUGAUAGUUCUCGUCUUUAUCACGUCAUUGCCACGAAUUAAUUUCUGAUAAGUCGUACAUUCUGUACAUCUUCCGUAAGCAACAGUUUCAUUUCCAUCAUUCACUAACAUCUGUUUUGCUGUAAUUUUACUAGCUUCCUAUGGUCGGAAGUGUUAACGUUCAAUAGCUGUGAGCGUACCGGUGUAACAACUGCUGUAAACGAUUCGGAUUCUCAUAAAUUUUUGUUUCUUUUUAUCAUAUCUUAUAGUACGGCCCUUUUUCUUUUCCAAAAAGGUUACUUCAAAUUAGUUGAUGCCUUUUUCCACUUGAGCAGCAGUCAAAAAUUCAAAAAACAUUUGUUUGUGAUUUGCUGAUUCUAUGUUGUUAAGUGCAACCAAAAUACAAUCAUUAAGAAUUUGGAUAAAUGGUGCUUCACUGUGUCACAUUUCUGUGUAUAGUAAAAUUAGUUGUUUUAAUAACAUAAAUAGUUUAGUUGGCUAUCUCGAUCUGCAAUCAGUUUUAGUACAGGAUGUCUAAUAUCAGAUUAAGCAUUUUGGUACCUUUAUAAUACAUAAAUCGAGGAAUGAAAGUUGUUUUAAUGCUAAGUUAUAUUUCAUGGCAUGUAUUUAAGCAGUAACUGAUAAUAGUUAAAAUUUUCAUCAUAUAAUAAAUUCACAUCUUUGUCACUGAUAAAAGUAUUUUGAAAUGCAUGUGAAGUGAACCAGAUCCUUCUCAGAAUAUGAAAGGUUUAUGAGUUUUUGUUUUAUGCUAUAUCUUCGCAUGAUUAUUUUAUUUUUAAUUACAGGAUUUUAAAUUUCUGUAUGCAUCAGGCAUUCUGAAUGCAGUCGAUCCCGGUUAUUUUGAACACAGUGGGACAAUAAUAUUCACACCCGACUAAAUGGUUACCUAAAUUACGGAAAGCUUGUUUUCAAAUUUGAUGAAGAAAAAUCUUUGCAGCAAUGAUCAGUUAAAAAACACUUUCCCGAAUCUUUGUGAUCACGCAAUUUAUAUAAUUUAUUUACCUUUAUGCAUCAUAAUUUUUAGGCACUAAAAUUGUCAAAUGCUGGAAUGGGGCAUUUCUCCUGCUUAAUGAGAGCCCAAAGAAGCGAAGGAAAUAAUGACCAUUUUAAUGAACUGGGAAUUUUUUGAAAGCGAUUUCUCCCAAAUAAACAACUGCUUGAGGCUUUAUUAACUGGAUUCGAUUCUGUAAAUAGUAUUAAUUCCUUUUCUUCUCUUAUACAUAAACUGUCUAGUUUAUAUGUAUUAUAUUUUGAUAGCUACGUACCCAAUUAAUACAUAAUUUAUGCUAAUCAGAAACGCUUAUUAAUCAAAAACCCUAUUCAUUUAUACGUAUAGUUAAGUGGAAAAUACAUUUUAUACUGUUUCUUUAAUCUUUAGUGCGGAUUAAUGAACACAAUCACACAGGCAUUCUGUGUUAAGGAACUUCAUCAAUUCGAACGCUUAUGUAUGAUUGCCUGUGUUCGUUCUAUAUGAUGGAAUAGACGGAGACAGAUGAGGAUAACUGUAAACAAAUUAUAGAAGAGAUGACUUUCCAAGUCCAUUUAAGUAAAAUAAUUCAGAAAUUUAAGCCAUGAUAUUUACAAAUGCAUAGAAAUUAAGAAGCAGCAAAUUCCAAACUGACCAAGAAAUCCAUAAUAAUAAUAAUAAUAAUGCGCGUGAUUUAUUUCCGUGUGAUGGGACUAAAGUGGGGUUCACCAUAUGAUUUCGGAUUAUUAACUGACAGCAAAAGCAUCAUUUCGAUAGGAGGGUGACAGAAGCGAAGGAAAGAAAAGUGACUAUCAAUUGUGAAGGUUUUUUAAUGGGAUAGAAAAUUUACAUCCAUGCCUUCUCCGCCAUUCGAACUGCAGGCCCUUCGGUAUCACAGUCGGCUCCCUUAACCCGUAUAACAUCUGAGCGAAUGCAAUUGUGAAGAUUAAAAAGUCUUUUGCAAUAUUAUCUGAUGUUUAUCGCAAGUACUGGAGAAUUAUCUUAUAUAUCAUACGUAAAACAUCACGGCUAUAUUGAGGAUAGGCCUUCAAAACAUUCUUACCCAUUAUCUUAAUGAAUCAUCUUACCUUGCAUUGGAAAUAUCAGCUAUACUGAGAUCAGAUUUUUUAAAAGAGAUAUUACCUGUUAUCUUAAUGAACUUCCUUCCCAAUUAAUUUUAGCAUAAUUGCGAACUCCGCAGGUUAUGCACACAAUUUAUUGCUUAAAUUUAUUAAUUAUGUCUUGCAAUUUAUUAAUUAUGCCUAAGCUGCUUCAUAUGUGGAAUAACUCUGUCUCACACACACAUAUACUUAAAAAUAUAUAUUCACACACAUGCACAUUCAGCGGCCAAAAUAUUACAGAUGCAUAUUUUUAACAUGGACCAGUCUAUGAGUGACUUAUAGUGAUGUAAUAGCCAGGUGUUGCUUAUGUAAGGCACUAUCAGUUUGAGAAGAAAUAGUUAUCUCUUUGAUUAGAGGGAGAAUGGAAAAAACGAAAGAUGAAGUGAUCGUGGGUGCAUUACGAUUUUUUUCCAACGUCUCCGAAACGCAUAAUAUUCUAGGCUUUUCUUGUGUAUUUAAGAGUGGUAGCUGAACAAAAAGAAUUCAGGCAGGAAGGACAAUUGUGGUCUGAAAAUGCUAGUGUUCGAAAGCAGUAAGAGGUGGCUGUCACGAAACAGCGCCCCAACAGUAAGGCGACAACGUGGCGAAUUGUACCUCAACGCAUUUCAGGUGCAUAAUAAAGCAUAUUAGAAUGCACAACUCGAUACACUUUGUAACGGAAGAGUUUUUACAGCAGGAGACCUUCAGGGAUGCCUAUGCUGUCACUGAUGAACAGAAAAUCACAGUUAGUGGGGACCAAGGAACAUUAAAAUUGAACACCUGAUAGCGGGGAAACAGUAGUUUCACCUCAUGAAUCUCGUUUCUUGCUUCAUCAUGCAAAUGACACGAUUAGAAUAUGGUCCUAACUGAUGAAUUUACGCACGUCUGUUGCCUAAUAACAACUCUUCAGUGAUGACCGUCGAAUUAUGGUUUACAAAAUAUUUUCUUGGAUUUUAGUGACUCCUUUAAUGCGUCUAGAAAGAACUCUCAACACUACAACUUAUCUCAAUAUCAUUUCCGAUAACAUACGCUCGUUUAUGGCUCCCUGAUGCAUAAGAUCGUAUUCAACAAGACAAAGCGACCUGUCACCAUGCGCAAGUGAUCUCUUAAUUGGUCUGAUGAACGUAAUUCCAAGCUCAGAUUGCUUCCACAGCCAGCUUAGUCUUGUGAUAUCAAUCCUUAGCAUUUGUGAGACGAAUUAUGGAAAUCACAUCAAAGCGUGAAAACGCCAGUAUCCAAUAUGAAUGAAAUUAGAGCUGCAAUUAUGUCAGCGUGGACUAAUGUUCCUUAGGAACGUAUCAACGCCUUGUUCAAUUCAUACCCAGGAAAAUAUCAGCUGUGAUCAACGUUUUAUUAGAGAGUGUCUCUAAUGUUUUAGAUUCAUUCUGUAUACCCACGUGAGGUGUUUCAAAAAGGAUUGCACGACUAAAUAUCUUUUUUGAACAAUUGACCACAGACACAUUAUUCUGAUUUAAGAAAUGAAUUAAAUAAAAUAGGUUUCUGAAGCAAUUUUGGGUAUGCUGAUAUAUUUUAGUAAAAUACGAAAUGAAAAGUGAUUUCUUACGAAGAAAGUUUCAAUUAAUGAGUUGUUCUGUAUAAUAAAAAAUUUUCAGAACAAAAAAAAAAAAAAAAAAAAAAAAAAAAAAAAAACUGUAAAUCUGACGAUAAAAAAAAGUUAUUCAGAAUUACACGUUUGGAACUACACGAAAUUGUUUAUACGCAAAGAAUAGAAAGGCGAGGUCGCUGCUUUAGUGGCCACUAAAGCACUAAACUAACUAAUUAAGUGAAACUAAAUUUCAUUAAAUGCAAAAUUUCGAAUCAUACUACUCAUAAAUGGUAACUUGACAUCAGUGCUUCUGCAUUAACAAAGAACGUUUAAUUAAUAGUCCGUUUUUUAAUUCGCAGCAAAAAAAAAAAAAAAAAGACUUUAAUGGAAUUUUUUUAUGUUAAAAAAUUGGACUUUUGGAGAAAAGUUAACAUUAAUUUCUCUUUAAUAUAGUAUAUGCUUCCGAUAGAAAACAUUAUUUUCAACCUAUCGAAAAUUUCGUACUAUUGAAAUGCGAGGUUUUACUCUAUGUGUAUCACUAGAAACACUCAUUAAAGCUAUGCUAUCGCAAUAUUUGGCUUCGUACUGCAAACUUUUUAAAACAAAGGUGAUGUGAUAACGCUCUUGCUAAAUUAUACCGUUACAUGAUCUACGAGGCUCUAGUCUUCCGUGUGCUCACAUCAUUUUGAAUCGCGUCAUAAUUCGCAUCUUGCUCUUUUAGCAAAUAUAAACCCUUGCGCUACGUCAUUGGUAUCUCGGUUCUUGACUGUCCUUUUCGUUGUAUAUAUCUCAGAAAGCAUGUUUUGGGCGUUUAGUUGCUUUAUGAAAUCGUUGCAUUUACCGUUAGACCGUUAGUAAAGCUUAUUUAAAAAUUAGACGGUUUUUCUCAUCUAUUGGAUUACUUUGAACUAGUACUUUUUUUCCUAAAAUAAAAAGUACCAUAGGCCUGAUGGUGGAGGUCAGGAACUUUAAUCCCCCCCCCAAAAUGAAGUACGUAAAGCAGUGAUUUUUAACCAUUGUGCCACGAGAUUCUUAACGUGUGUCGUCAGAUUUCACGAAUGCAUAAAAUAAAAAUUACUUUGUAUGUACUCAGUGAAAAAAUUUUCUAUACUUUAACGUCACGUGACACCUCUCCGAAUACCCAUGCACAAGCGACAUCAGACAAGUAGUUCGAUCGGUUCAAGCAUCCUAGCAAAGACUGGCUGGACUGGCCUUCUCAUGUAAAUACGAUUUUUUUUGAUUGGGUUCGAAUCCAUUAGUGAUAAACGACACGUCGUAACUUUGAAAGAAGAGGAAAAACUCAUUUCGGCGUGUAAUGACCGAGAUUUAAUUUCAAAACAUUCAGACGGAUCAAUUAAUUCGUUUUGGGUUAAUUUUAGAUACGAUUUUCCGACAAUAUCACAAAAGACUUUAAGCAUGCUAUUACAAUUUUGUAUUUCUUAUUUGUGCGAAUUCGGAUUUUCGGCUUUGAACAACAUAAAAACGAAUAGGAAAUCCGAUUUUUUUUAAUCUGGCUUACGAAAUGAGAUUAAUAUUACCACUUUUACGCCCAAAUAUUAAUCAAGUUAUCCAAAAAACACCGAUCUCAAAUUUCAAAUUAAAUAUAAUUUGUAAUUUAUCAUUAAAUAAACAUUUUGUUACUUUAUAAUUCAAUUUUAUUUUAUAUUUCAUUGAAAAUUAUUAAAGUAUGCUGUUUUCACAAAACAUAUUGUAGAUACAUCAAUCAGUUAACCAAGUAAAAUUAUUUUAGUUUUAUUUUUUCAAGUGUACCGUCAAAUUACAUCGUCAAUUAACCAAGUAAAUUUUUUUAAAAAUUUUAAUUUAAUUCUAUGUUUUUAGGUGUACCGCAAAAUUUUUAAAUUACGAAAAGUUUACUUUGACGGAAAAAGAGGCUGAGAAUCAUUGAUGUAAUACAUUAAUAUAAAUGAAUUAAAAUGCAUACAGAAUUUUUUUAAAAAAAUUAGCGAAUGCUGAAGGAAAAGUAGGUAUUUAUUUAAAUCAUCAAGUUUUUCAAUGAAACUACAAUGGACCAUUUUUAGCCGAAUAAUUUAGUAUAAAAAUUAUUAUCAUUACAGAGUGUAAAUUAGAUGAUAAAGUUACUGACUUCAAUAAAUAUAUUAUGGAGUCAAAACCUGAGUGAAUGAUAGUCUAGAGUUCAAGGAAAAUUAUCGUUCAAUUUAGAAUGCUUGCUUCUUAGUUCAGCAUUAAGAAGGAUAAUGUUUAAAAAUUCUGAGAUUUUUGUUUGUAUUUCGCUUAUUUUGUUUGUAUUUUAUACAGCUUCCCAACAAAAAUAUUACUUUUUGAAAAAUGUUUUUAGCGCGGCUUUCGUUAUUUUUAUAUUUCAAAACAGUAUUUUCCCUUUGGCUCAUCCAGAGCAGCCAGUGAAUUUAAAACAGAUUAAUCCACAUCGAACUUCAUCCUGUAUUUUUUAACAUAUUAUAAAGCCUCAUAGCUGACUUCCGUAUCUAUUUCGCUCUCAGAACUGGAUGAUUCUGCAUCCAUUUUCUUUACACCAUAAGUUUUUUCAGUGAUUUCAGACUCACAGAUUUAAUUUGGAAAUCGCAGUUGCGUAAUAUAUUACUAGAAUUUCUUUCCAUCUCUAUAUAUACCACACCUGUCAAGCUGCGUAUCGUUUUAGAAAAUAUUAAAUUUUAUGAAACGUUAUUAAGAAAUCAGUCGCUUAAUCGGAGAUAAUUUGAUAGUGUUUUUUAUAUGUUUCAGGCUAGACCAAUGAAAGUAUGCGUUAAAUCAAGCAUGUCGAGCUUAUGCUGUAUAUAGAAUUCCUUCUGCUUGUAGUUUUAACACACUAUUUUACCCGACUUUCUUGAUUAAGUUUGAACUCAGUCGAUGUUACUUUAUUCAAUGCUCUGUUUGGAGACUAUUGUUGUAUAAAACAUCACCGGAGCCAUUAUUUUUCCUGUUGUAAUAAGCUUUUGUGCUUCACGUUAUCGAGUUAUUUAUCAAGUUAUCAACAAUUCUAGAACUUUAUUUAAUGUGACAUUAAAUUAUUCACACACGAGUGUGCGAAGCAGCGGAAUUCACCUAGAAAGUGCUUCAGUUCUCUCUGGCAUGUACUAAGGCUUUUGUUUGAAACGAAAAAGUACCAAAUCUAGAUUUUGGUGUCGUUCGUUUGGAAUUAAGCCCUGAUCUGAAAACCGUAACCACCCCCAUAGACCAUGUCAUAUUAUGUUUCUUUUGAUUCCUAGCUGCCAGAUUUAAUCGACAAUAAUUCGAAAUAUAGAGGUUCAUGCAUUAUAUGUAAUCGACAUCGAGCUUUAUAUAUAUAUAGUUUGUUAAGUGUAACGUAUUAUUCUUUAUAAUCAUAUUUUGUAAUAAAUACAUGUUUUGUUAAAUAUUAUGUAUUGUUUCUUAUAAUCAUAAUUUUUAAUAAAUUCUAGUCCCUUCUCAAGCUUAAGCAGUUUGUUAAUCACAGUUUGUCUGUGACUGUGUGUAAUUCCAUAGCAAAAAGAUGAUAUUACUAGUAUGAAGCCAUAGUUUGAUGUUCUUGAAAAAAUAUCCUUUAAUAAUCCUAAUAUUUUCCUACGCUGGUUUUCGACUUUGUUACUUUUUAAUUUCUAUUUCACAUAUUAAUUAAAAAAUCACAUUUAAAUCUAGAAUCCAGUAUUCUGAUAAGAAAACUAUAAGAGAAUUAAAGGAAACAAUUCUUCCGUUAACUAUUUAUUUAAAUGUUGGUAACAUUAAUUCUGUAACAUUCCUCCGCAGUGUAUCAAAAAUGUUAUGUAAUUUUAUAAAAUAGUACUUAGUGGAAGUGCCAGAAACUAAAUCAUGUAAAUUCAUUUGCAUUUUAUUAUAUUGGUUUGUAAAUUCAUAAUAUAGUACUUAGUGGAAGCGAUUACUGUAUUGUCUCAUUUUUCUCAUAAUCCGAUUUUCUCUCUGUGUCCGGGACUGCUAACUUCAAAUCUGCUGUCUACUUUCAAUUUGGAAGGAUUAUUCUGGUAGUCUGACAAGUUAUGUCUGCAUUGUAAUACACUGCUGUGAUUUACCAGAAUCCUAUCCAAGCGAAUGUAACAUCGGUGCUAGUUCCGAAUAUUGUCCUUAAAACACAAGCCAUUUUGGAAUAUUACUGUAUCUGUGAUAAUGUUUGAAAUGCAUUUUCUUACUCUGUCAGUUGUAAUAAAGUAGCAUGUGUAAGAUAAA